Cinara cedri is the source of this 12250-nucleotide messenger RNA. The record is from the annotation of a GenBank genome assembly. NCBI's taxonomy places the organism in Eukaryota, Metazoa, Arthropoda, Insecta, Hemiptera, Aphididae.
CCUCAGACUUCCUCUUCCCUUUCGUCUUUUUAGCUACCUACUCGUUUAUAUAUUAAACAACGGUAUAAAUUUUGUUCGUUUCUUAUUUGAUUAAAAAAUAUUAUAAAACUAAAUAAAAAUACUAAGCCAACCAAUUGAAACAAAAGCACGUGUGACGAUCAUUUUUAGAAAAAGAUGAAACUUCGAAUGCGAUUUGGAAGAAAGUGUAAUAUUUUCUAGAGUGAACACGAAUUAUUAUGAUACUAAAGAUUGUGAUAAUAUGUUUAGUUGUAAUUUUUGCGGCAAGCGUAUUGUUUUAUACUGAACAUUUGUACUUGAACAUUUUUAAAACCCGUAAGUACAUUAAUAUAGUAUUUAAUAUUGUUUAAUUAAUUUUAUAUUUAUUCAUAGGUAAUACAGUAUUGCAUAUGAUUUAUAUAAUAUUCAUAAUAUUUUUAUAAUUAAUUAAUAAUAUAAAAGUAGGUAUUUUUUAUAUACGCUUAGUUAGGUAUAUAUAGAAAGUAUAUAUAUAAAAAAUAUAAAAAAAAAACUAUGAGUCGUUCUAUUUAAAUAUUUGUAUAAUGAAAGUAUCGUAUACGUUUAUUUGACUUAUUAAAUUAUACAAAUAUUUUAAAAUCAAUUGUAGUUUAAGUACUGUACUUAUAGUACUUCAUGACAAUAUUACACACUUAUUCUACUUGGUGGUCCAUUUAUCAUAAACCAGCAAUUUCAUCGGGGAUUUUUGAAUGUGAAUUUGAUUUCUUGCUUUUUUUUUCUUUCAAUCCAUAUAGAAUUGUUUAGGCUUUAUCAAAAAUGGUUUUCUGCUAUAAUGCCGAGUGAUAAGAUAUGACGUCGAAUAAAUACUGACAUAUUUAAUACUAAUCAAUAAUAUUUAUCCUAAAUUUAUAUUAAUUUGAUGCAAAACCAGCUCGAUUCGUUCGUGUCAUAUAAUAUUUAUAUCAAGAAAAAUCGAAAACAACGGAAAAUAGAUACAAUAUUAAACAAAUAUUGUUAAAGAAAAUAUAUAAUACCUAUGCAAUUAUUUUACCAUAAUAUGACAUGUAUAUUAUUGACAAAGUAACAUUAUUAACCAAAUUCCGCUCAGAAUCGUUUUUCGUAAAGCAAUAGUUUAUCGUUCCUUACAGAUAUACAUUAAAUUUCCCCUGUACUAACUUCCAAACUUCUCACCUACAACAGUGGUCAACACGUGCGAAAUAUGUCCAUACUUUUACUAAACCACUAUAGUCUAAAAAAAAGAUACUUAUAACAUACUUUGCAUGAUGGGGGGGGGGGCACUGUUAUAGGUGAGAAGUUGAGAAGGUAGAAUAUAAAGGGGAAUUUUAUGUAUAUUUAUUCCAAACGAUAUAAUUGCUAACGGAAAACGAUUCUGAGCAGAGCUUAGUUAAUAUAGUAUUGCCUUUUUAAUAAUGUAUAUGUCAUAUUAUAAAGUGAUAUAUAUGAAAGGAAAUCUGACUGCGGUGAUACUUUAGGGAAGUUAUUUUUCGAUUUGCUCAGAAUUUUUCUCAAUAAAUAGCAUGAAACGGGGUAAUGUAUAAAAUGUAGGUAUUAGUUAAAAAAUAUUACGGCCUUCUUUUUUCCUGUGAACAAGUUUUCUAUCAGCAAUUUUGCUUCAAUUUAUAAUGAUAGAACUUUUUCUGAAACGAAAUAUGAUUGGAAAGGUACUUUAGGGAAGUUAUUUUUAAAAUUUCUCAAGAGUUUUCCUAGAAAACGUAAAAAAACGACAAUAUAUGUCGUAUUAAAAUCAGUGGCGCUGAACUCUGUCUUACAAGUCGGGAGAUUGCCCGACUAAAUUUUUUGGUGGUGGGUUGGUGGUUGCUGCUAGUGGUGGGAAAUAUACAUAGUAUGAGUAGUAUUUGCAGAAAAUUUAACUAUAACAAAUAACACUAAAAGUAAUGUAAUAUAUUACACUCAAAAAAGAUCAAUAUAAUACAGUAUUAUACAAUGAUAUUUAUUUGUGAACAACUUUUACAUUAAAAAUUUUACUCCGAUUUUCAAGUGUAGCACUUUUUCUGAAAAAAAAUCUGAAUAGGGUGAUACUUUAAGGAAGUCAUUUUUUUAAAUUUUUCAGCUGUUUUCGUAAUAAAUAGGAAAAAACGUCGGAAGAAUGAGAAAAUUUACGAAAUGUAUUGUAUUAUUUUUGUAGAAACUUAAAAUUGGACAGAAAACUUAUAUUUGCUUUUUCUAUGUGUGGUAAAAUUUUCAAAAAAUUGUAGCUCUUUUUGAGCUAUUUGUUAUAUAAAAAAUUUAUUAAAUCAAAUUUUAAUGACAUUCGUAAAUAUUACGGUCUAAUUUGUAAAUAUUACAAUUGAACACUAUUAAUCGAACUCCGUUCAGAAUAGUUUUACGUUAGCAAUGGGUUAUCGUUGUGUGUACAGAUAAUAUACUUUAAAUUUCCUCUUUAUACCUUCCCAACUUCUUACCUACAUCAGUGGCCCACCAAACGCACGAAGUAUGUCCGCAUCUUUUUUUUAUUUUUAAAAUACGAUUUAUAAUGAAUAUUAUUUUGUUACAUUUUCAAGCAUAGCUGUACAAUUUCAUCAAUAGAGUACCUACCAUAAAACAAUUACGUAAAAAACUUUCAUACGUAAAAUGUGUAUUACUAUAUAGCUCAAAAAUAUAUAAAUAGCUUUUAAUAUUUUACUAUGUCUAGACAAAAAAAAAACAUAAAAUUUCUGUUCAAAUGUUUAGUCUUUACGAAUAUUUGUACUUGAAUAAAAAAAAAAGACGGAAAUACUUCGCACAAUGGGCGGGCUACUUUUGUAGUUGACAUUUUGGGAAGAUAGUGGGAAGAUUGAAUGUAUAUGUACGCGACGAUUAACCAUAGCUUACGUAAAACGAUUCUGAGUGGGGUUUGGUUAAUUGUGUUAUUUUAUGAACAAUAUAUAUAUAUAUAUAUGUUAUAUUAUGUUAAAAUAAUUAUGUGUGCAUUGUUUAUUUCCUUUAAUAAUAUUUGUUUAAUAUUGUACCAAUUUUCACGUUUUUCCUACGUUUUUUUUUCCUGUUUUCCUAUGUUCUUUCCUGAGAAAAAGGUGCUAUAGUUUUCUCGUAAAUUCCACACUUUUAUCGCGAUAUUUUCGAAAAAUAUUUAAUAAAUAGGUAGGUAGUACCCAAGCAUGACCGUAGGAUAAAAUCCCAGAGCAAAAAGUUUUGUUCUAGGAAUAUUUUACAUUGUUAUGGUGAAAUGGUAUGCUAUUAGGCAUUAUAUAAGUAUAAGUAUAAGUAUAUAAAGAUGAAAAUCACAGGGGGGCAAUGGCCCCUUUUGCUCUCUCCUGUGGGCGCCUUUGGUAGUACCUAGUUUAUUAGGUACCUAUUUUAAAUGUAUUUCUUCUAAAUAUAAUACGUAUUCAUUAUUUAUACUUUUUAAUAUUGAUAAAAUAAUUAUAAAUUCCUUAUAUCCUUUCUGUUCAGUAAUUUACAGAUUUGUAUCGUUAAAAAAGUUUAUUAAUUAUUACCAUAAUAAUACAAUAAAGUAUAUGUUUAGGAUGGUAUUUUUAUGUAAAACAAUAAUUUUGACAAAAAAAUCAAUUUUUUGAAAAUUUGUUUAGGCACCUAGACCUAUUAUUUUGACUAAAAAAAAUUCUUAGUUGGUUUAGUUUUCAAGCUUUUAUGAUUAAAAUAUAAAUAUAUAAAUAUAAAUAAUAAGUGUAUAAUUUAGGUAUAAUAAUAAUAUUAUAGUUAACAAAACAGGUUUGAAAAAAAAUGUUUAGAAGGAAAAAAAAAUAGUUGUCACUGAAACAAAUAUAGUAAGAAAUUAAUCUUAAGAAAAAGAAAAACACAUAAAUCGCUGAAAUUAGAAAUCUAUAUAUAUAUGACUAUUUUUUUUUUUAAAUUAUUGGGACAUCAAAUACCUAUAAUGAUUUUAUUAAGGUACAAUAAUGCCGCAAUAGUUUUAUUAAUUAUUGUAUUUUCGAAAAACUGCGUCUGAAUGAAUUCGUACUACGUAUGUAGGUAAUAUAAUUAUUACAUUUUCUUCAUUUUUAUACUCGUACAGUCCAUUAAGGAGCUCCUCUCUAUAUCUGUCUCUGUCAUAGAUAUAUUCUAUUGUCGUUCCUUGAUUUUGGUUAAUUUUAAUAAGAUCUGACUUCACCCAAUUCAGUCUGAUAGGAUGUCCCCUAGGCCCCAGAUUUUGAAUAAGUUCAGUCUCCCAGUAAAAAUAUUGUUAUUUAUAUCUUCAGAUCACCACAUAAUAUAUCUAGCCUAUUCUAAUUUGUUGGUUUUCAGAUACACAUUGAUAUGUUAUGUCAGAUAUAUAAUCUAUACAAAUACCAUGUUUAGAGAACUACACGAAACUUUAUCUUAAGUUAUAUAAUCAUAAGAUUGUUCCGAUAAAUAGAUUAGAUUUUUUUAUCAAUACAAAAAAUGCGUCCUUUGUGUCUUCCUUACCUAUCUUCUAGGUAUAAACAAUCAAAAAUAUUUUUGUAUGCGGCAAAGAUAACUAAACACAUAGCGGGCACUCUGCAUGCCCGCUAUGCAAAACUACAAUUUUAUUCCAAUCUUGGUGCAACUUUUCACACAUGAUAUACAAAACAAGAGAGAGAUUGCUGUCUACUUUUAUGUGGAAAUAUAACCCCUUAAGGGUAGCUUACAAUUGAUAUUUUAAAGAGAAAAAUAUUGUUAUUUUUUGUUGAUUUCUGGGUAUCCUUUUUGACACAAAUGAAAUAAAAAAAAACAUUGAUAUUUAACUUGGUUGUUAUAGACAAGGAGUAUCAUUUCUAAAGGAUAAAUUACUGGGUCGCAAAAAUUAUCAAGUGAAUAUAGGGUAAUUAAGAUUCAGCUAUGAUAUACUGUAUAAAUUCAUAUGAAAGGCUGUAAUAUUUACGAUUUUCGUUAAAAUUUAACAACAUUUUUUUUUCCCACAAGUACGACUUAUAAUUUAUCAGGAGUUAAAUUUGUAAGUAUUUAUGUUUAGUCUAACAAUUUUAUUAAUUACCUACCGAAUAGAAAUCAUGUAAAAAAUCGCAAAAUACAAAUGUCUAUACAGAGCUCAAAAAUAGCUCAAAUGUUUUUAAAAUACAUUACUAUUUCUAAAAAAGACAAAAUUUAAUUUUUUUCCGAAUUUCAAGGCUUUACAAAUAUUUUUAAUUGAAAUACAACAAAAAAAUAAAAUUAGAAAUAAUAAAUUUUAUAUAUUUUCCUGUUUAACGUUUUUAUCCGGGUUUUCACAAAUUUUUUGAAAACUGCUUGGAAAACCAAAAAAUAAUCUCCUUAAAGUACCUAGUAUAUUUAAAAUUUCGUUUCAGAAAAGGUGCUAUACUUCAUAUAUGGGAGCAAGACUUCUGUUACAAAAGUUGUUUACUACAGUAAAAAAAGAAAAAAAACUGAUACUGUUUGAUACAGUAUCAUUGGGAAUUGGGUACAACCACAGUUGUAGGUGAAAAAUUGGGAAGGUAGGAUGCAUGAGGUUAUUUAAUUUAUGCAACCAUAAACCAUUGCUAACAAAAAAAAAUUUGAAGCGAACUUCGGUGAGACAUAUUUUAAAAUUUUUACUAUUUUCGUUAAAAUUUGAUCUUUAAACUCUUAUGAAAAAAAAAAACGGAUGCAUUAAACUCAAAUUAGAUUUCUACACAACUAAUAAUAUACUCUGUGUUAAAUUAUAAAGCAUUUUUCUUAAGUCAUAUAAUUUAAAUAACAGAUACAUACCAAAUAAAAAUACAUAUAAAAACAGGAACAUAUCAAAUACCUAUAAAUAGCCUAAAAAUAGCUUGAAUGUUUUGAUAAUUUUACCACAUAUAUAAAAGAUAAAUAUAAGUAUUUUGUGAUAACUAUAUAGAUACAAUAAUUUUUAACCGAAUAACAACAAAAAAAACCAAAUUCUGUACACUUUACUGUAUUUCCUACGUUUUUUCUCGAUUUUUCGUAUUCAUUAGUAAAACUAUACGAAAAAUCAAACAGCGACUUUCUUACUUACAAACUAGUCAACAUUUUCUUUGAGAAAAUAUGUUAUUCAUGAAAUUUGGACAAAAAUUGCUGGUAAAAAAAUACAAUCUUCAAAAAUUUAAAAUAAUGAAAUCGUCGCGCCGUAAUUUGAAAAAUCGUAUUUUUCGUCUUUUAUGAUUUUUCCUUAUUUCUACGAAAGCUGCUUUAGAUAUCAAAAAAUGAAUUUCUUUACCUAUUACUAGCUAUAAAACAAAUAUUAUCGAUAUCUUGUCAUUUUUUGAUUAGUGCAAUAUUUCUGAUAAAAAACAUAAAUUACAAACAUUAAAAACAAUGAAAUCGGUAACGUCGUGUCGUGUUGCAAAUAUUUGCCGUUUUAUAUACAAUUUUACCUAUAAUUUAAGAAAAAUACAAAAUACACACCACAUAGUAAAUCCAAUAGAUCCCUCUCUACGCUCCGAAUCUAAAAGAUACAGCUACCAAUUAAUAUCAAAUUGUAAAUUAUAAAAUUAAAAUAUAAAUAUAAUAUAAAUUAUAAAAUAUUAAAUUUACCAAUUUAACAAUUUUGCAUAUAAAUAAGAUCGUGCGAUAGGCCAGUGACGUAUUUAAAGAGGAAGUUACGUAGAUAUAUUAUUUCUCCCCUUGACCUAAUUUUAGUAUCUAUUAUUUUCAUAAUUUACCAUUUUUUUUUUUUUUUUUUUUAUAUAAAUUUAUUUAUUUUAUUCGGAAAAUCAAAAAUAUGUUCUUAAAAACACACUGGGAUAGACAUGAUAAUGAUCGUAUUAGAAAUUUUUUUGUAAGCAGAAUUAUUACAACGUACCCACACGUUAUCAAUUGUGUGUCUUAAAAAGUAUGUCAGCUUUACAUUCGAUAACUCUGUCCUUAUUUUAUUCACUCUGUAUACUCUACAUUAUUUUACCUACUUACAUUUAAUAAGAAUCGAUACGGUCUGUGCGUGGGUAUAGUUACUGACAGAACAAACCCAAGGAAACCGUUUCGGAACAAGUCACGUAUCUCUUCAUCAACGAUAUACUUCCAUAUUAUUUUUCGUUGGUAGUUUGUUGAAAAUAAAAUUCUUGAUAUUUAACAACACUAUAUAAUAUAUCAUUUGAAUAAGUAAUGUUACACAGUGACAGAUUUCAGAGGGUAUAACGACAUGAACCCCCUUUUCUUAGAAAUUAUUAAUUAUAAUUCAAAUUAAAAGAUAUAUAGUGCUUAUACUAUUCAAAAUAUAUUGACUAAAAACAUCGAAUAUUUCUAUAGUAAAAUUUCAAUUAAAAAAUGAAUGAAUCAAAUUUUUGUUGAGUUUCAAUGAUUUGUUUUAUGAUAAAAGUGUUGUAAAUUUACAUUAAUAAAUUUACCGUUUUAAAUUUAACAGAUUUUUAAUUUAAAAAAAAAAUUCCAAUAGAAUUAAAAUUGCUUGCUUGGUUGUAAAUUAAUGACAAGUUAUAAAACCCGUCUUCAAAAUUUAAAUACUUUUACAAGUGUCGUGUUUAAAUAGUAUAGGAAAGCUCACAUCUAUUCUAAAAAUACUUAUUCAAAAUUAUGAAGACAAUUUCAACCUGCAAGUCAAUUGUAAAACUGUAUAGAGUAAUAUCUAAGCAUUUGUAUAUCAUGUUUCUUAUAAAUAGACAAAUUCUUUGUUUGGCUUUCAAAAACUGAAACGAAAAUUACAUUAUUUGAUUCAAAAAGCAUGUUUAUCUUCAAAAGUUAAUAUUUUCUAAAUGGAAUUUUAAUAUUGGAAUUAACUUGCUACAUUUUGCCAUAUGAAUAAAUAAAUGAAAUUCGAAUUAACAAUUUCUAGAGCAGAUUGCGGGUAUAUUUUAUGUAGUUUUUGUGCAUUGUCAAUACCAUGAUCAUAUAAACGCGCGUAAGCUUAUUAUAUUUGUGCGGCACCUAACUAUACCAUAUCUGUAGUAAAUAACAAUUGAACUUCGUUUUCAAACAAUUCGAUUUGGUACUUUAAAAAUUAAAUUGUUGUUUUGCAUACAUUUUACAACAGACCACGAUAUCAAUUAUGAAAAAAAAAAUGUAUCUAAAAUGUUAUUUAUUCCCAUUUUGAAUAAAUUUCUAAAAAUGUAUCCUAUAAAUAUUGAAUGAAAUUUUAAAAUAUAAUAUUUCAAGAGUUGUCUAUAUCAGUGGUUUUCAACCUGGGGGGAACGUACUUCUAGGGACAUAGGCUUGCGCACAGGGCGUGCCAGGUCUGCCUGGGCACUACCUGAAAAUUUUAUAUAAACAUUUUUUUUGCUAUUAUAUUGCGAUAAUAUGACAACAGUAGGUACAUGUUUUAUAUUUUGUGAAAUUGUCAUCGCUUUUUUUUUCCUUUAGAGGACGCCAUACCGACAUCUACUGUCUGUGUCUUACAAACGCGAGACAUAGCAAAUUUGCACUCAGUAGGACAUAUUUUGUGCUGUUAGUUUUAAUAUUAAAACAAAUUAACUUAUUACCAAACUUAAAGGUAAGAAGAUUAUAUAAUAUGCUCUAGCGUUGAUGUUUUGUCGAUAUUUGAAUUUUUAAGCAAGAUAUAUAAUCAUUUUUAAAUUGUGAUAUUGAACAUACUCAUGUCUCAUUUAAAAAUAAAAAUAUUCAAUAAUCAUCAAUAGCUAAUUUAUUGUCUUUUUGACUUAAAUUAAAAAGUGUAAAUAAAUUUAAGUAUAGACGGUUAGCUCACGACACACGACGUUAUAGGAAUAAAACGACAUACUGUUAUUACAGAUUAAGAUAAAAAAGAGCUGAUACUGGGAUGGGAGCGGCCCCUGUUGUAGGUGAGAAGUUGGGAAAGUAGGAUACAUAAGGUUAUUUCAUUUAUAUCUGUAGGCAACAAUAAACUAUUGUUUGACGAAAGACGAUUCAGAGCGUAGUUUGGUAAUACAUAAUUUGAAGUGCUGUAAUUUUUUUUUUUUGAUUUUCGUUUAAAUUUAAUUUCAAAACUCUUAUUAAAAAAUAAAAAGUCGUCCGAUAAUUUUGGAAAUUUACCACGUCUAGUUAAGUCCAAUAUAAAUACUAUUAACAAAUUUCAGGUAUCUACGUGUGUUUAUAACCAAAUUAUAGCAAAAAAAACUCCUAAAAAUUAAAAUUUCUUAAAGCUCAAAAGUGGCUCAAAAGUUUUAGCAAUAAUACCGUAAGCAAGUAAAAGGUAACAAAAAAUGUAUCUUGUGAUUUUUUGAUGAAAUCAUUUUUUUCUAGUAGAAAACGUCGUUCGUAUUUUUAUAAAAUAAUGAAAACGUGAAAUUGUAAGUUUUCCUACGUUUUUUCCUGCUUACGUGUUUUUAUUUAAAAAAUGGCGUCAAAAAUCAUAAAAUGACCCUUUUAAAGUACAAUCUAAACAACUUGAACUUUCAGAAAAUUUGCUUUUUCCGUCUGAAGUUGUCUGAAAGUCUGAUUUUGGUUUUGGGAUAUUUUGACGUGUCACAAAACUGCCGUUACAGCGGCCCAAUUGUACUAAAUUAGCCUAAAAUUAUGAAAACAUUUCACAUGCCAAUAGAAAUUUAGGGUGAGGCAAAUGCCCCCACCUACCCCCUUCUCCACUGAAACAACUGUCUAAUAUUAAAAUAACCAACCCGCGAUGAUCAGAAGCAUAUCGAUGAGGCACUAGUGGGCUUAAAUCUGUAUGUUAUGUAAUAAAGUCUGCCUUAAAAUAAUAUGAUUUUAUUAGAACUUAUCGAGACCCCCUAUCCCCCCUCCUGAAUAAAUAUAGUCAAUCUACAUUAAUGUAAUAAUUUAGAUAAAUAUGUAGAUAAAUAGCAGUAUUCAUUUCGAUGUAUACGUACACACAUAAUAGAACACGUCGUAUAAUAAUAAAAUGUAAUAAUUUCGAUUAGAAAAAAUUAUAGGUACUUGUAUAGAUGUGUAUAAUAAAAAUGUUUUUUUUUUUUUUGUCACGCAGAUGAUUUCACGGAUGAAAAUUACGACGUAAACUCGUUUUUAGAGAGAUUGGUUUACCUAGAAAGACAAGAGCACACGGCACAGAUGUGCCAUUUGUUUAAAUCACCAUCAAAGGCCGAUGAAAAUUAUCAGCAAGCGAUUAACGACAGCGUACUCAUGGAACACAUUCUCGUGGACAAUCAUCACAAACUGCUUUACUGCUAUGUACCAAAGGUCAGUUAAAUCGAAUAUAUUACGAAGAGUACACAGUGAAAAUAUUAUUUAUAUUUUUAAAAAAAUAAUUAAAAAUAAUUUUGACGUCAUUCUAAAAAGAAGCGUCAAAGUUUUAUUAUUAUUAUUUUGUUUAAUCUAUAAAUUCGAUUUCAAUAAAAUAAGAAGUCAAAAUACAAUUUGUUUACUUUUUUUUUUUUUUUGGUCCGAAUAUUUUCUAUUAGGUGCAUCGUAAUAUUACAUUAAGAUUAUGGGACCGAAUUUUAAAACCGGGACAAACGGUAUCCGGGUUGAAGUUUGUCGGGACUGAGGGACAAUAGAAAACGAUUCCAAAAAACGGAUAAUCCAGUUUUUAACGGGACCUUUAUGGUCGCAGUACGCCUGUGGCGUGUUGAACAUUUUUCUAUACUUGAGUCAAAACGAAAUAAUUAGUACCGCCCACUCUAUAAACAUGGGGUUUUGUGUGUCCUAUAUAUAAUUUUUUUUUUACAGCGAAAAUCUUAUUUAGCUAAAUUGACGACAUAAUAUAGACUAUAAUAUCCAUAUGUAUAGCUGGUAUAUUAAUAAUACAAUACAUAAAACCGGGGGCGUCUAUCUGAUCAAUGAACUGAUUUCAAUAUUAAUCGACAUUUAUCGUAUUUGGUCACCGAUCCGCCCACCCAUUUAGGUCACGAGACAAUCGCCUCAAAAAAAACCUACUUUGAUACGCCACUGCAGUGCACUAUAUCGUUUUGUUGUAUUACGGCAUGUGUGCAUUAUUUUCUCGCAGGUUGCGUGCACCAACUGGAAACGGGUGUUCAUGGUGCUGUCGGGCGGCGAGACCGCGUCUGCCGACUUGUCGCAGAUUCCUGCCGACGUGGUGCACAAGCCGGGCACGCUGGACCGACUGAGUGAUUACCCGGCCGCGCGGGCCGCCGAAAUGCUGAGCACGUACACCAAGUUCCUGUUCGUUCGGCACCCGUUCGAGCGGCUGCUAUCCGCGUACAGGAACAAACUUGAACAACGGCACGACAGCUCCCGGUACUUUCAGUCCCGGUUCGGGCGGCGCAUCGUCAAGCGGUACCGGGCCAAUGCCACCGAACGGGCGCUCCGGGACGGUGACGACGUGACGUUCGCCGAGUUCGCCGGGUUCGUGGCCGAUACGCGGGACACAGUGUUCAACGAACACUGGGCGUCCAUCGACAGACUGUGCCGGCCGUGCGCUGUCAACUACGACUUCAUUGGCAAACACGAGUCCCUGUUCCAGGACUCGGACUUUCUGCUCAAGCACGUGGCCGGAGUGUCCGACGUCCGAUUUCCCAAAGGCCCGGACACCAACACGUCCACGCAGCUGGUCAAGUAUUUUACCCAGCUGGACCACAACACCAUUCUGCGGCUAUACAGUAUAUUCGAAUGGGACUUCAAACUAUUCAAUUACAAUUUACAAAAUAUACUUGGCUACGAAGUAGGCUAACUGUGCCUCGGUGACCAUGUGCGUUUUAAAUCGCAAAAAUUCGAAUGCGCGUGAUUUUGGAGCAAUGUUGAUACAUAUUACCCGUAUAGAUAUUAGAUAUAUUCUUCGCGGUAUUCUUGGAGCACAACCUAUCGAAACUGAUUUUUUUUUAUGUAUAUAAAUUAUUAUAGUCAUACGAAACGUAUUGUUAUUGUGGGGCUGUGAAUCAGAUACACUAAACAAAUGCCUUAAAAAUAUAUUUAACUUCCGAAAAAUAAAUACAUUGAAAAUAUGAUAAAAACGCGAUAAUCAUUACAAUGAGGUACCUAAAUAACUCUGUGGGUAAAAUAUUUUGAAUUCGGUACCAUUUUUUGAAAUUUAAAUGAAAAUGAUUUGUUCUUUUUUUUUUUUUAUGUAUUUAAAAAGUAUUGAACCUCAUUUUAACAAUUUUUAGACUUCAGACCUCUGUGUAAUUGUGUAAUACGAUCAACAGCAAACGAAUGUUGUAUACAAUUUCGAAAAAAACAAAAAACAAUGGAAUAUACCGUAUAGUUUAAAAGUGAAUUUAUUGUAUUGUAAAUUAUGCGUUUUAUUUUGUACUACAUAUGUAUUUACCCUGUAAUUAGCUGAAAAAAAUUACAUUUGAUACGAAUUCAGAACCCUAAUGAUUAUUAUAGUAUUCAGUUUAAUAUUACACUUUAAUGAACCUCUGCCGUUUAUCAUAACGACCCCGGCAGUUGCACAACAAUUUCAGCAACGAAACAUCAGUACCUAUAUUAUUAUAUGAUUUAUGAUAUUAUUAUGCGCCUAACCAAAUAUAGUGUGUUAAUAUAUUAUUAUGCGUGUAUA